Molecule: messenger RNA, 477 nt
Organism: Adineta steineri
Lineage: Eukaryota; Metazoa; Rotifera; Eurotatoria; Adinetida; Adinetidae
Source: the annotation of a GenBank genome assembly
AUGGAGUCAAUAGUACUGGUAGUCCUGCUUAUCAUCUGUGCAACCAGUUCCGGUCAUAAGUGUACUAUUAAUCGUCAACUAGAAGUGAAAGUGGCUGAAUUUAAUGCUGCUGACUUUCAAGAAACAAUCGGCAACUUACAUGUUAUUGAAGUUGACGAUAGUAGUUUAUGUCGCAUGAGAAUUGCUAUCAAUUAUAUUAGUGCAUUUCAGCUUAUACAAAUAGAAUUUAGUCAGCAGUUCGGAGGUAGCGACUUAGAUGAUACGAUGAUCUCUUUCACCACAGCAGCUAUGUAUAGUCAAGAUAGUACUGGUAAUUUUCAAAUUGUUAGUUUGUUUGAAUAUGCAUGUUCUGGCAACGAAUGUGACAAAAAAUUUCUUACAGAUCAUAUCCAUUGGUUAGUUAAAGUCGAUUAUACAGAGUUCGAGCAGAAGAUUCGUCCAUUAAUUAUGGGCUAUGGUAAAGAAGCAGGUGAGUGA